Messenger RNA from Plasmodium malariae, 1842 nucleotides. Its product is annotated as A/G-specific adenine glycosylase, putative. Gene Ontology annotation, cellular component: nucleus. Gene Ontology annotation, molecular function: adenine/guanine mispair binding; oxidized purine DNA binding; purine-specific mismatch base pair DNA N-glycosylase activity. NCBI's taxonomy places the organism in Eukaryota, Apicomplexa, Aconoidasida, Haemosporida, Plasmodiidae. The record is from RefSeq and is a predicted model, not a curated record. Bases 1 to 1842 code for a protein of 613 amino acids. Gene Ontology annotation, biological process: base-excision repair; mismatch repair. The transcript has 5 exons.
AUGAAUAAGGGCAAUUUUGAAAAGAGUGAGAAACCUGGAAAGGGGUCCACAAAAAAUAGCGAGUUGAAAAAGGGAAACAAAAUAAGCAGCUCAAAAAGGGGCAUGUGCACACAUAACAAAAUACAAAAGACUGAAAAUUUUACGGAGGAAUAUCACUAUUCCAUAUUGCAGAAAUAUAAUUAUGAUAUAGUAAAAGAUUUAUUAGAGUGGUAUUACAAAUAUAGGCGAAAGCUGCCAUGGAGAAAUGACAAGCCACCAUACACGACAAGCGUUCAAUUGGAUGAAGGAAAAAUAACUGGAGGAGAUAUAAGGCAUUACUUUACUAAAAGUGAUAAUAAAAAAAUUAAAAAAGAAGAUUUGAAUAGUUAUAUUAACAAGAACACAAAUAACGAAAGGGAAAAAAGAACAAUCGGGGUUGUAGUAAAAGUAAAAAAAGAACAACAAAAUUUAGCAUGUCAAGAAGUAAAAAGAAUAAAAAAGGAAACUAUAUUAAAUAAUGAAAAUAAGAACAUAGAGAUAAACCAAAUGAUAAGAAAUGAUGAAAAUAUUACCAUGUUAUCAACGUGUAUAAGACCCAAUAGUAAUCCUUACAAUAAUGAAAAUGUUGAAAAUAUUAGAAGCGAGUCGAUAAAUAAUGCAGACAAUUUAUGUUUAAGGGGGUACCAAAUAUAUAUAAGUGAAAUAAUGUUACAACAAACGAAGGUACAUACUGUUUUAAAUUACUAUAUAAAGUGGAUGAAUACAUGGAGUAGCAUUUUCGAAUUGGCAAAAAGAAAUCUAGAUGAUGUUUUAAUAUUAUGGAAAGGGUUAGGAUAUUAUAAUAGAGCCAAAAAUUUAUUAGAAUGCUGUAAAACAGUUGUUGAAAAAUAUAAUGGUAUAUUCCCAAAUGAUAUAAAAUUACUAAAAGAAUUACCAGGUAUUGGUGAUUACACAUCUAAAGCUAUAUGUAUACAUUUAUAUAACAGAAAAGAUAUUUGUAUUGAUACUAAUAUCAUAAGAAUAUUUUCAAGAAUUACUGAUACAAUCAAUUAUUAUAAAUCCACUGUUUUAUCUAAACAUUGUGAAGAGGUAAGCCACAUUUUAUGUUCAGGUGAAUUCAAUUAUUCUGACCUUAGUCAGGCUUUAAUGGAUUUAGGAUCAAGUGUUUGUACCAACUCCCCUUUAUGUGCAAAGUGUCCUUUGAAUAAAUAUUGUCUUAUUCAUUUAAAAACAAACAAGAAAAAAUAUAGCCCCUUUAACCUGAUCCAUCCCACUGAUUGCACACUGUGCGUUCUGAAGAGAAACGUCGAAAUUAAGAGUGUCCCUCUUGUGAAAAGGAAGAAAAAAACAGGGAAAACGUGCCUAGUAUUGCUGGUAAAAAGGGAAGAAGUAAAUAACGGGGAUAAUAGUGGAAAUAGCAGUAUUAAUAACGUACCCACAGCUAACCAUAGUCGAACGAACCACUUGGAUGAUCAUUAUUUGAUGAUCAAGAACACGGACUCGAAUUUAUUUUCCAUGCAUUAUUUGUUUCCCCUUUUGCUUAUUGAUCAGUUUGACAAAAAAACCGUACAUGUGCAUUUAAACAGUUUACUAUCCAAAUUAAAUUUAAACAAUUCCAAGAAGGAUUCCUUUACAUACAUUAACCACUUUAAGCAUAUAUUUUCUCACCUCACGUAUGACACGUACAUUUAUGUUUGUUCUGUUUUGGACGCGGAAAAUACAACAAUCAACGGAGAAAAUACAUGGAUAAAAUUAAAAGACAUCAAGGAUUUUACGCACAAUACAUUUUGUCAACAUAUAAUAGAUCAUUAUAAAGAAAAGAUAGAUGAUAAAAAAAAUUAUUUUUCCGAAUUUUACAUUUAA